AUGAGCAAGUCUGGACUUGGGGAUGCAGCGCAGCCACUGAACGAGGCUUUCCGGGCUCCCCUUGCUCUCCGUGCUCUCUGGUGGCAAGCCCUUGCUCUUGGCUUUGGUAUCCCUGGUAUCUGUGCCAAUGGUCGUCGUGGGCUGGCGUAUUUGCAUCGAGGCGUUGACCGUUGGCUGAAUUGGGAGCCAGAACCGGAUCUCGGAAGCUUGGGUGCUCCAUAG
Messenger RNA from Trichosporon asahii var. asahii CBS 2479, 222 nucleotides. RefSeq lists its product as uncharacterized. The record is from RefSeq and is a predicted model, not a curated record. NCBI's taxonomy places the organism in Eukaryota, Fungi, Basidiomycota, Tremellomycetes, Trichosporonales, Trichosporonaceae. The coding region runs from base 1 to 222 and encodes 73 amino acids. The transcript has a single exon.